This is a messenger RNA of Seminavis robusta, 540 nucleotides long. The record is from the annotation of a GenBank genome assembly. Lineage: Eukaryota; Bacillariophyta; Bacillariophyceae; Naviculales; Naviculaceae.
AUGAUCAAACACAGCGCUUCAAUUAUCUCCUUGAUAUACCUUAUCCUCUUUCUUGGCGAGGUGAAUUCAUUCCAAACUGCCACCACUAGCACGGGACACCUCCCCACGACGACAACAUUGUUCCUCUCGGAAACAACAAAUAAUGCAGUCGAGGAACAAACGGACCUUCGUUCUGCCACGGCGGCCAAGUUCAAAGUAUUGACUUGCACUUCCACAGCGUGUUCCAAGAGAAGAAAAACGUUUGGAAUGGAUGACUUGGCAACCUUUGGCGCUUUCUACAGUAGAGCCAAAAAGUCGUUUCCCGAAACCAUGCAAGUCGAAGAGGCUCCCUGUUUGGGAUCCUGCAAAUUUGGACCCUGUGUGGGAGUCGAACAUGAAGACUAUUACGGUACUGUAGCUCUGGAAGGAAUGACGCAGGACGAAUUUGGAGCUUCUUGCUUCCACAAUAUCAUAACAGAGGAGGACGCAGAUCGAGUCUGGGCGUGUGUGGAGAAUGCUGUAGAAGUCAUGAUGGAAGCAGAAGAUGAUGAUGAAGAGUAG